GAAUCUUAGAUUAUAGAUUAGGAUUCACUUACAUCUAACUUGACGACCGUGCUCAUUGAAUAGUUUGCUCGAGAUUUGAUUAUUUUUGCCAUUUAUUCUGAUUUCACAAUAUUCUAGUAAAGCAAGGGUAAGGAGACCGUGAGCGCCGAGACACAAGUUAAGGGCAAGGCAACAGUUGCUGUUUAUUUUCAAUAUUUUGUUGUAGUGUUGUAUGAAUGUAUGGUUUUUAGUUUUGGUCUUAAUUUGUUGGAUAUUUAUCAAAUAAUUAAUUCUCAUGAUAUGGUCCAUGUCAAUGUAGACACAGACUGAGUUUGCUCAAGCCCCCAGCGGUGACGCCUGCGCUACCGUUACCCAAGCCCGACAGCUCUUCCAGUGACAGCCAUGGCAGAGGUCACAUCACCCUCUCAGCCUCUGGAGCAGUUUGUGCUGCUGGCCAAGUCGGCUCGCGGGGCGGCCGCCGCCGAGCUGGUCCGACAGGCUCUGGACGCGCCGGGGGUCUACGUGUUCGCCGAGCUUCUGGAUAUGCCACACAUCAAAGAUCUGGAGUCCCACGCCGAGUACGGCUCCCUGUACCAGUUGCUGCAGCUGUUCGCCUGCGGCGUCUAUCAGGACUACCUGCGCCGGCGCCAGGAGCUGCCGCAGCUCAGCGACAUGCAGCGACUGAAGCUGCGACACCUCACCAUUGUCACCAUGUCCACGCAGACCAAGCGCAUCCCUUACGCUGAUCUAAUGAAGGAGCUGGACCUGGACAACACAAGGGAACUGGAAGAUGUCAUCAUAACCGCCAUAUACUCAGACGUGAUCCGCGGCAAGCUGGACCAGCUGGGCGGCCAGCUGCAGGUCGAGUACGCCGCCGGACGAGACGUGCGGCCAGAGGCCGUACCGCGGGUCAUAGCCACCCUGCAGGCCUGGUGUCAGACCUGCGACACGGUGAUGCAGUGUAUAGACAGACAGGUGCAGACGGCCAACGGCGAGCGGGAGGCGCGCGCCCGACACCGCGCCGCCAUUGAGGCCAAGGUACAGACAAUUCGCGAGAGCCUCAGUGCCAAAGAUCAGGACGAUCCAAUGUCCUCCGACUCAAAGGAGACCGUGUCUACCUCCGACCGAAGCAAGAAGGCGAAGACGCGAGCGGCCAAGGCCGGCACCAGUAAAUUGUGGAAGUCGUGAGGCGUUCCCGGCUGAUCUUCGGAGUCAGAUCAUAGUGCCGGAAUGUGAUACAGACUGGGGGACUGGGCGUCUGGGAAAGACAGUUGGGCUGGACGGUAGAGCGCAGCCUGCUGAUCGCUGUCCAGACGAAAAUAUGCGUCUGUUGAGGUACGAGGACAGACCUGGCUGUUUCCGAGUACCACACCACGGCAGGUACGUGUACACUCACGGUGUUCGUACAGUAACCGGCGGUACGCUGAUGGACGGUGUACAGUGCUUCUCUAUGUAGUGAGAAGCUCGGACCGGCAGAACUACCCUCAGUGCACCGUGCCGUGUAUGUGUGUGGUGGGGUCGUGAGGAACCCCUUCUGCUGAGCCGAGUGUUAGAAGUGACCUGGCUGUCUCGUACGCUAAAUGGUGUGUGCGGACUAAGGUGGGGUGUGUGGUAUUUUCGCUGUCAACUCGGAAAGCUGUGUUUGACGAUGGUACGGAUGAUGGUGGGGGAACUGCAGUCUGCCCCACACGAUUGAAUUGCCCCGGCCCUCGGUGCCUCUGCUAAGAUCUGUAAUUUGGAAAUAUGUAGCUCUGAACUUGCAAGAUUUAUGGUCAACUGCUUGAAUAUCCCUUCGAAUUUGAAACUUCAUUUUCAAUGUGCACACUGCUGCAGAUGUAGGUGGACUGCUUGUCGGCUCAUUGAGUCGAUUCGUGUUGUAAGGCUGCGCUAAGAGGUACCACCGUGUCGAACAGGGCGGUUUGUCGUCGGUGUGCGGGGCAGAGUUGUGGUUGUAAUGAACAGAAUAAACGUAUGGUAAACAA
Amphibalanus amphitrite is the source of this 1961-nucleotide messenger RNA. RefSeq names its product COP9 signalosome complex subunit 7a-like. The coding region runs from base 382 to 1167 and encodes 261 amino acids. The record is from RefSeq and is a predicted model, not a curated record. Gene Ontology annotation, cellular component: COP9 signalosome. Gene Ontology annotation, biological process: COP9 signalosome assembly. The transcript has 6 exons. NCBI's taxonomy places the organism in Eukaryota, Metazoa, Arthropoda, Thecostraca, Balanomorpha, Balanidae.